CUGUGACCCUGGUGCCGGCGGCGGUGCUGCAUCACACGACUGUGACCCAGCACCGAGAGCGGGUCAGUUCACUCGUCGUCGCGUCGCCGACCGGCACACAGCUCCGCGAGCUCCGCCGAGACCAGUGCCGGUGCCGUCCCCGAGGGAUGGUGGCCGCGCCCCAGUGACCAAAGGCCAAAAUGAAAAGGAGAACUUUUGAGAUCGCCAUGGUUGAAGUAAUUGCUGUGUUGAACGUCCUGAAGACGCUUAGUGAUGCUGCGGCGCCUGAGAUGAGCAACUGUAACAACGGCAAUGGACAGCUGGUGUUUGAACGUGUGCCCGGAUAUCACCUGGAAGGAUAUGACCGAGACUAUCUCACAAAGGAAGAACAGCCCCUCACCCUGCUGGAGCAGUGUCAGACGUCGUGCAUCGCCGGAAAGAGCGUCAAAGACAACCUGAUCCGACCAUGCGGCUCCAUCGACUACAGCCCAGGUGCACCAUACGGAGACGGCAAGUACGACCCGUCGGCAUGCUAUCUCACCGAGGAAAAGGCCAAGCCGGACGGCAUUGGUAACCUCCUGCAAAAGACUGGCAACAUCCAUCUCAACAAGAUCUGCAUGCCAGCGGAAGCGGUACAGCAACACUGUCCGGGAAGGAUGUACGUCUUCGAGCGGCUCAUCAACAAGAGCUUUAGGCCGAAGAACAAUAACUGCAUCGAGAGCCAAGUCGAAAAUCGGUUGGAGUGUGAGCGGAGGUGCCUCGAGUCCAGCGAGGUGUGUCGCUCGGCCUCUUACAACUCCAAGAACCGCACGUGCUACAUGUGCCCCAUCACCUGGCGCUCGGCUCCGAACCUGUUUGUCGAACAGCGCGACGAGGAGUACAUCGAGAACCUCUGUCUCGAGACUCUGUCCGUUUCAGAGAGCCGCCGGUGUCAGCAGCCUGAUCACCUCGUCUUCGUCGAGGAGGCCAGACGCUCCCUGUACACCUCCAACAAACCUUACAGGAAGCGGGAGGUCACCCGCAGCGAGUGCAAGAGCAUGUGCGCCGAGCACGCACAGAUCUUCUGCCGGGCCGCGGAGUUCAAGCUGACCAACAACGCCACUGGCACUGGCGACUGCUACCUGCUGGAGGACGACAGCCUCAGCGUGUCACCGGAGCUGCGAGGCAACGACGGACGCGACGACACCGACCUCAUGGAGCUCAUGUGCCUCGAUCACGUGAUCGGUCAGGAGCAGUCGGACCGCACCGGAGCCGGACGGAACGAGGGCGGUCCUCUGUCCCCCGGCGGUCAACAGCCGUCCUCCGGACAGGACAUGUUCACAAGGGAGGGUCUCUACCGCGAGUCGGACCGCGAGUACGUCACUGCUUUCCGGCGCUAUAGCCGUAACCGGCUGGAGGGACCCAAUCCAAUCUACAGCUACCAGCAGUACUCUGCCCGGCUCUGCAUGCUGGCGUGUCUCCAGACACCCGGAUGUCAGUCGAUGGUCUUCAGCAAGCGGUUCGGUCUGUGCGAGAUGUACAACACCAAGGACGGUGGCGGCAACGGCCGUGCCAGGCUCGUCUUCCACGAGGACUACGACUACUACGAUAACCUGCUCGGAGAUACCCCCUUCAACGGCCGUGGAGGUCGGUUUGGCGGCGGCGGCGGUGGCGGAUUUGGCUUCUUUGCCGACGGCCGCGGCCGCGGGGACGAUUUCCGUGGCGGCGGAGGCCGCGACCAAUUCCUCGGCGGCGGCGGCGGCGGUCGCGACCAGUUCCUGGGCGGCGGACGGGGCGGCCCCGGCCGCGACCGGUUCAUCGGAGGCGGCUCAUUUGAGAGCAACUACCGCGGCGGCGGCGGCGGCUUUUACGAGUCCAGAGGCGGCUGGGCAGCCGGCGGCGGCGGCGGCGGCGGCGUCUUCCGACCGGACGGCUCUCGGCGCUCGAACGUGAUCCGCGAGGGCGGCGGCUGGGACGACUCUUGGAGCGACGGCCGGCGCGGCGGCCGCCCAGGUGGUCCCGGCGGACGGGACCAGUUCAUCGGCGGGGACAACCGUGACGGGCCUUACGACGACCGACGGGGCAGCUUCGGAGGCAGCGGCCGCUUCGGCGGCGGCGGCGGCGGCUGGAGCGACGGCGGCAGAUGGGGCGGCAGCGGCGGCAGCUGGAGCAGCGGAGGCAGCAGCUGGAGCAGCGGCAGUGGCCGCUGGGGCGGCGGCGGCAGCUGGAGCAGCGGCGGCCGCCGCUGGGGAGACGACGGCCCGGGCGGCGGCAGCGGCGGCCGCGCGCGAAACUGCUACGAAGACCGUUUUACGCUGAAGGAGACAGGCCGCAGGAUGCGCUCCAGCUUUGUCGACAAGACUCUGCCGGUGUCGUCUCUGAGCGACUGUGAACGAGCGUGCACGGACAACCUGGGCUUCAUCUGCAAGGCCUUCUCCUACCGGUACAGCACCUCCAGUCUGGCGUCCGGCAGCGCGUCUAACGACAACUGUGAGCUCUCCGCCGGCGACAUGAGCCGCUCCAGCUCCGCUGACAUCUACGAGCUCGACCGCGACUACGACUACUACGAACGUGUCCGCGUGGAGGACUGCGAGGAGCUGCCGGCCGGUCCCGACCGCCCCCGGCCGGGCUUCGGCGGCGGCAGCGGCGGAGGCGCUGGGUUCGGAGGCCCCGAUGGAGGGUUCGGAGGAGGCGGCGGAUUCGGAAGCGGUGGUGGAUUUGGAUCGGGAGGCGGCUUCGGAAGUGACGGUGGCUUUGUCGGCGGAGGCGGAGGCUUCUCCGAGCAGGGCUUCGUUAGCACCGAGGGAGGAGACGUGACGGCCACCUGUAACGAGCGCGGUAUGCGGCUGCAGCUGCUCUCCCGCCGGCCGUUCUACGGACGGAUGUACACGUACCGCCACUACGACUCGUGCAGCGUGCUGGGCCGCGGCAGCCGCGACCUCUCGCUCUUCAUCCCGGCGCACGGCUGUGGCACACAAAUGUUCCGGGACGGCGAUACCAUGCAGAACAUCGUGGUCGUGCAGUUCAGCGAUAUCGUGCAGACCAACUUCGACAAGCGCUACAACCUGACCUGCUACUUCCAAGGACCCGGCGAGGCCGUGGUCACUUCUGGCUACGUGUCAGCUAGCCCCGGCCAGGUGACGCCCAUUAUCGACCUGCCGGCUCGUGAGGUGGUCGACUCGCGGGUUCGUCUCUCGAUUCUGUACCAGGGCCGGCCGACCACCACCAUUGCUGUCGGUGAUCCGCUCACCUUCCGCCUGGAGACGCAGUCCGGAGCGAACCUACGCACCGACAUCUACGCCACCAACGUGAUCGCGCGCGACCCCUACUCGGGCCGCGCCGUGGAGCUCAUCGACAGCUACGGAUGCCCGACCGACCCGCUGCUCUUCCCGUCUCUGGGCCUGGCGCGAGACGGAAACGGACUGGAAGCCCGCUUCAGCGCCUUCAAGAUCCCUGAGUCCAACUACCUGAUGUUCUACGCCACCGUGCGCACGUGCCGCCGGCCCGGCUGUCAGCCGGCCACCUGCGCGGUGAACGGUCGCGAGGAGCCGUCGUUCGGCCGCCGCCGGCGCCGCUCGGUGCCAGAGGAGGCCGCUGAGCCCACCCCGGAGCCCGUGCUGCCCGACCCCAACCAGCUACCCGUGGAGCCGCAGGACGAGGACCUCGGCGACCCGGAGGAUGAGGGAGAGAACGUCAAGCAGCUGCUCAGCGUGUACUACAGUCGUGACGAGGUCGAGGCCGAGGAGGCCAAGGCCAUCGAGAGCGUGUGCAUCUCGUCGGCCGAGUACCACGGCCUGCUGGCCACCCUGGUGGUGCUGAUGGUGGUGAUGGUGCUGGCCGCCCUGCUGGCCGGACUCUGGUGCCGCCGCAGCCGGCUCAUCGCCUACAAGAACCACGAGGCCGACAUGGCGUCACCACUGCCGCGCGGCUUCUCCGCCGCAGGGGUGGCCAAGAAUACCUUCUCGUUCCUGCAUGGAAAAUCGUCGUCGGCGAUGGGUCGCAGCUUCCCGGCCCAGGGCAGCGCCAACCCAGCCUAUGAGGUAGACUGUCCGCCGGCGCCGCGUGCUCGUCGCUUCGACGACCCCAGCGAGCCCAUCUACACGGAUCCGUCGCUGUUCGAGCACGCGCACACCGCGCCGACCGCCGAGCCGUCCUCGAGCCGGCAGUAGUAGCGCCCGGCCGGCCGGACCGGGCCGGGCGCGCGGCGGCACGGGCCGUAACCGUUCUCCGGUGACCGAGUGAAACCGGAGACGGCCGCCGCCGCAGACUGCGCCGCAGUUUUGUACUUUUGCUAUUUAGAGAUGCCGUGUGCUUAUUUCACCGGGAGAGCUGCGUCAGUGCCGUCGGACGCGGCAGCUCCCUGUGAUCGUGAUUGGAUGGCGGACCUCGGCGUGAUGUGACGCCCCCGCCGUCCUCAUUGACGCCGUGAAUGAUGUGCUGAUGGAGGAGUGCGCUCGCGCGUCCUAACGGCGCUGGACGCGGUGUCCUGGCCUGUAUGUUCCCCCACUGGCCAGACCACCGGCUGGCAGGAUGCCGCGCUCACCGCCGUUACCUGCGCUACUGCUUUGUAAGUGACGUGUAUCGCCCUAGGUUAUUGAGGAAAUGACGCCUGCUUCAUCUAAAAAUAAACACCUCACUCCACAUCAA
Molecule: messenger RNA, 4605 nt
Organism: Amphibalanus amphitrite
Lineage: Eukaryota; Metazoa; Arthropoda; Thecostraca; Balanomorpha; Balanidae
Exons: 22
Coding region: 180-4127 (1315 amino acids)
Source: RefSeq, a predicted model, not a curated record